Molecule: messenger RNA, 5144 nt
Organism: Vigna angularis (adzuki bean)
Lineage: Eukaryota; Viridiplantae; Streptophyta; Magnoliopsida; Fabales; Fabaceae
Product: protein CHROMATIN REMODELING 20
Exons: 27
Coding region: 481-4956 (1491 amino acids)
Cellular component (GO): nucleus
Molecular function (GO): ATP hydrolysis activity; ATP-dependent chromatin remodeler activity; ATP binding
Source: RefSeq, a predicted model, not a curated record
AUCGAGUCGCAGCUGGUUUCUUUCCAAGAAAAGAAAACAAGAGAUAAAAGGGAACCAUUUUUAUUUUAGUUUCUUUUUUGUCCUUCUCCCUCCUUUCAAUUCACGUUGCCUCUUCAAAUUUCGCCCCAAACAUAUCGAAACAGUGUAACUGGUAAGAACACACACUAUACUCGACUCAUAUAAGAACCUUUUCCUUUCCGUGCCCUUAUUCUGAAGGAAGAUCGAAUCAUCUUGAUUUUCGGAGGAGGUUCCUACCUAAUUCUCUUUCUUUAUCUGUCUCUGUAUCUCUCUCAUAUUCAAUGCGAACCUAGAGAUCUAGAAGUCAUUUCCCGCAACUACAUCCCUGCUUACCUUUGUUUCCACAAUUAAGAUUUUGUGAAAAGGCAGGUCAAUUGUUCGUAUAUAGUGUACAACAUUGAUGUUAGUUCUUGAAAUCAGGGUGGUGAUUAGAACGUGGCAGUCUGUCUUUUUCGUGACAAGAUGGAGGGAAAAACUGAGGAUGAAGUGGUGGAUAUUGAGAGUGCUUCCAGUGGUUCUUUCAAUGACGAUUCAGAUGAUGAUGAAUCUUUGGUUCCCGAAAUAGAUGAUGGAGUGCAUCUUGAGGAGCCGUUAACAGAAGAGGAAAUUCAAGAUCUUAUUUCUGAGUUGUUAGAAGUUGAGAGUAAGGCUGCAGAGGCGCAAGAAGCUCUUGAAGAGGAGUCUCUUUCUAUAGUGGAGAGUGAAGUUAGACAAGAACUCAAGCAAAGUCUUCAGGGGGAUGAUUUGGAAACUGCUGUUGAUAAUGAGAUGGCUACUUUUAAAGAAGAAUGGGAAGCUGUUCUGGAUGACCUUGAAACCGAAAGUGCCCACUUACUGGAACAACUUGAUGGGGCUGGCAUUGAACUUCCUAGCCUUUUUAAGUUGAUUGAAAAAGAAGCUCCUAAUGUCUGCUCCACUGAAGCGUGGAAAAAGAGGAAUCACUGGGUUGGCUCUGUUGCAACUUCAGAAAUUGCUGAGUCAAUUGCUGAUGCCGAGAAGCAUCUACAAGUAAACAGACCUGUUAGAAGGCGACAUGGUAAAUUACUGGAAGAGGGUGCUAGUGGCUUUCUCCAAAAAAAACUUUGUGAUGAAACCCAGGAGCCAGUGAAAAAUGAAACUGAGGGUGAUUGGGAUAUGUUCAAUAAAAUAGUUUCCGAUGGGAGCGGCAUCGAUGCUUCAUUUGGCAGUAAGCACUGGGCUUCUGUUUAUUUGGCCAGCACUCCACAGCAAGCAGCCUUGAUGGGACUGAAAUUUCCUGGAGUUGAUGAGGUUGAGGAGAUUGAUGAUGUUGAUGGCAAUUCUAUGGAUCCAUUUAUUGCAGCUGCCAUUGCAAAUGAAAGAGAAUUAGAUCUUUCUGAUGAGCAAAGGAGACAAUUUAAAAAGGUCAAAGAAGAAGAUGAUGCAAUUGUUGAUAAGAAACUUCAAAUCCGUUUGAAACAUAGGAGGCAUAAAAAGAUAAGUAAACAGCGAGAAAUGAGUACACCUAUCCUGUUGACAGACAGCCCUACACAAAAGCCUUCAUAUGCUGAUCAUUUAGACCCUGAUACAAAAGAAGGAACUAAUGAUAAUGGGAAAGUAGUCUCUGACAAUGGCAAUGAUACAUGUGUUCUUAUCAAGACUGAUAAUAUUAAAGGUUUGGAUGCCAGUCAUCAUCUUGACAAAGAAAAGCUAACAAGUAGUGAUGGCUUGUCAGAUCCACCCAAAUCCUCAGGGGAUGGUGUUAUUGAACAGAGAGGAAUCAAACGUGUAAGCGGGGGUGAGCUUGAUGCUGAAAAUAAAAAAUCUCGGCUUGUUGUUAUUGAUAGUGAUGAUGAAGCAGGAGUCACUAAGGAGAAAUUAGAUUGCAAUACUCAAGAAGUAAAAGAUGAAUUAGGUAACAAUGGUACUGGUUCUCUUCCUUCAGAGUGUCUGGAUGAAAAAUUUUUGUGCACCGUUUGUGAUAAAGUCGCUCUUGAAGUGCAUCCACACCCUCUCUUGAAAGUAAUUACUUGUGGAGAUUGCAACCGCUUAUUAAAAGAAAAGGCACAUGAAAAGGAUCUGGGACAAGAUUGUUCGGAGGGUUACUGUACAUGGUGUGGAGGAAACAGUGGAUUAGUUAGUUGUAAAUUAUGCAAUAUUUUAUUCUGCACCAAGUGUUUAAAGAAGAAUAUUGGUGUAGAAUUGGUUUCUGAAACUCAGGCCACUAGCUGGCAUUGUUGUUGUUGUCAUCCAAAUCUUUUGCAAAGACUGUCCUUGCAACUAGAGAAAGCUGUGGGGUCUGCUCGUAUAGUAGUUUCUAGUUCUAGUAGUGAUUCAGAUGAUUCAGACGAUUCAGAUGAUUCAAAUUAUUCAGAUGCACAGAUUAAUGUUACAAUGAGCUCCAAGCGAAGACCCAAAAAGAAGAUUCGUAGGAUACUUGAUGAUACUGAAUUAGGAGAAGAGACAAAAAGGAAAAUAGCAAUUGAAAAGGAACGUCAGGAACGCCUGAAGUCUUUGAGAGGACAGUUUUCUGUUUCGUCAAUUGAGAUGAGCCCUGACGGAUGUAAUGGGAAUUUAUCAGAAGGUGCAAAUGUUGAAGUUCUUGGUGAUGCUCUAGCAGGUUACAUAGUGAAUGUUGUGAGGGAAAAAGGUGAAGAAGCUGUUAGAAUUCCUCCUAGCAUUUCAGCUAAACUGAAGGCGCAUCAGAUAUCUGGAAUAAGAUUCAUGUGGGAAAAUAUCAUACAGUCAAUCAGAAAAGUGAAGUCUGGGGAUAAAGGUCUUGGAUGUAUUUUAGCUCAUACCAUGGGCCUUGGUAAAACAUUUCAGGUUAUAGCUUUUUUGUACACUGCAAUGAGAUGUGUUGAUCUGGGGUUAAGAACUGCACUUAUAGUCACACCUGUCAACGUACUACAUAAUUGGCGGCAAGAGUUCAUUAAGUGGAGACCUUCUGAGUUAAAGCCACUCAGAGUCUUUAUGCUGGAAGACGUACCAAGGGAUAGAAGAGCGGAAUUGCUUAAAAAAUGGAGAGUUAAAGGUGGUGUCUUUUUGAUUGGUUAUACUGCGUUCCGAAAUUUGUCUUUUGGGAAGCAUGUGAAAGAUCGGAACAUGGCCAGAGAAAUGUGCCAUGCUUUGCAGGAUGGUCCUGACAUUCUUGUUUGUGAUGAAGCCCAUAUGAUAAAAAAUACUAAGGCUGAUGUAACACAGGCCUUGAAGCAAGUAAAGUGCCAGAGAAGAAUUGCGCUUACUGGGUCACCCCUUCAAAACAAUGUCAUGGAGUAUUACUGUAUGGUUGAUUUUGUAAGAGAAGGUUUUCUUGGAAGCAGCCAUGAAUUUCGGAACCGCUUCCAAAAUCCUAUAGAGAAUGGACAACACACCAAUUCAACUCUGACAGAUGUGAAAAUUAUGAACCAGAGGUCUCAUAUCCUCUAUGAAGAGUUAAAAGGCUUUGUUCAAAGAAUGGACAUGAAUGUGGUGAAGAAGGAUCUACCACCCAAAACUGUGUUUGUGAUAACUGUCAAGCUAUCUCCCUUGCAGAGAAAAUUGUAUAAGAGAUUCCUUGAUGUGCACGGGUUCACUACCCAGGAGCAUCCUGAAUUGUUAAGGAAGAGAUGUUUUUUUGCUGGGUACCAGGCAUUAGCACGGAUAUGGAACCACCCUGGGAUCUUGCAGUUGACAAAAGAAGCCAAGGAAUAUGCAAAAGAAGAGGAUGCUGUUGAGAAUUUUCUUGUGGAUGAUAGUUCAAGUGACGAAAAUUCUGAUUAUAAUGUUCUUGCUGGAGAGAAGAUGGGGUUUGCAAAUGACUUAUUGCAAAGGAAAGAUGGUAAUGGCUUUUUCCUCAAGGGUUGGUGGAAUGACCUUCUUCAUGGAAAAAUAUAUAAAGAGAUCGAUCACAGUGGCAAAAUGGUUUUGCUGAUGGAGAUACUAACUAUGAGUUCUGAUGUGGGUGAUAAGGUAUUAGUUUUUAGUCAGAGCAUACCAACCCUAGACCUCAUUGAACUUUAUCUCUCAAGGAUACGUCGACGUGGAAAACGAGGAAAGUUUUGGAAGAAGGGGAAAGAUUGGUAUAGGUUGGAUGGGAGGACAGUGAGUUCUGAGAGGCAGAAGCUUGUUGAGAGAUUUAAUGAGCCUUUGAAUAAGAGGGUAAAGUGCACUCUGAUUUCAACUAGAGCUGGCUCCUUGGGUAUAAAUCUUCAAGCAGCUAAUCGUGUUGUUAUAGUUGAUGGUUCUUGGAAUCCAACAUAUGAUCUCCAGGCUAUCUAUCGAUCAUGGAGGUAUGGGCAGACAAAGCCUGUAUUUGCUUAUCGAUUGCUAGCUCAUGGAACUAUGGAAGAGAAGAUAUACAAGCGCCAGGUCACAAAGGAGGGGCUUGCUGCUAGGGUGGUUGAUAGGCAGCAGGUGCAUAGGACCAUUUCUAAAGAAGAAAUGCUGCAUCUCUUUGAAUUUGGUGAUGAUGACAACCCUGAGACUUUAGGCGAUCUAGGUCAAGAAAACGAGCACCAAGAAAACCCAAUUUCGGUUGGGCAUUCUCUGAAACACACAGCACCACAUUCAAAUGGAAGUAGUUAUUCUGAUAAGUUGAUGGAAAGCUUACUUAGCAAGCAUCAUCCGUGGUGGAUUGCCAAUUAUCAUGAACAUGAAUCCCUGUUGCAAGAAAAUGAAGAGGAAAAACUAUCAAAAGAGGAGCAAGAUAUGGCUUGGGAGGUUUACCGAAAAUCCCUGGAAUGGGAAGAAGUCCAGAGAGUACCACUAGGUGAGUCUAUUGUGCCUAUUCAGAAACCAGAAAUUCCAAAUGACGUGCCCCUCGUAUCAGAAACCUGUAACAUCUUGCCAAGUAAACUAAGCCGACGUUUCGCAUCACGGAAAUGCACAAACCUUGCGCACAUGUUGACACUUCGAAGCCAGGGAACAAAAUUCGGUUGCAGUACUAUCUGUGGGGAAUGUGCCCAGGAGAUUAGGUGGGAAGACUUGAAGAAGAGAUAGGAAUGUGGCAAUAUGAAGGAUGACAUAAUAUAAUCUGUUCAUAUAUAUAUAUAAAUCUUUUUUUUAUCGUAAAUGGUUAUGUCCCCAUAUUUAAAUCAUUUGUGGAUGAAACAUGUUCCUCCCAAAAAAUGAAAUAGAAAUGUUUAUUUUGUUGCCGUGAGCAUUUAAUGGCUUUUCUAUGUGGAAAA